Closterium sp. NIES-65 is the source of this 27534-nucleotide messenger RNA. The record is from the annotation of a GenBank genome assembly. Lineage: Eukaryota; Viridiplantae; Streptophyta; Zygnematophyceae; Desmidiales; Closteriaceae.
CCUCUUCCUCCCUGCCCCUCCCUUCCUCCCCCCCUGCCCUUUGCUCUCCCCUCGUUACGCUCCCUUCUCCCCCAUCCCUGCUGCCCUCUUACACCAUCAGCAGCCCUCCCCACGACCAGCCCCCCUCCCACCCUUCAAUCCCCCCCUCCCUCUCUCUCUCUCUCUCUCUCUCUCUUUCUCACACGCACACACACACGCACACACUCCCCUCCCCCACCCCCCCCCACCUACAUCCUCCCAUUCUGCCCCUCCCUGCCCCUUUCCCACCCCCUCGCACGCCCCUCACCUCCCACCUCCGUGCAACUGGUUUCCCCCCUAUGGUGCCACCCUUGCAUCGCUCGCCCCUCUGCUCACCCUCUCCCGCCCCUUUUCCGUGCCCUCAGUUGGCCCAGCCCCUGCCCGUUGCUGCCCCUCCCCUUGCCCCCUCAACUCCCCUGCCCCCCGUACACCCCAAGUCCCAUCCAACCGCCCCCACACCUCCCCCGGCUGCCCGUUUCCGCUCUCCACCCCCGCGACCGUGUGCGGCUUCCAACCGCCCAACGUGGUGCGCACGGGGCGUUUCUUCGCAUGGGCAGCCUCCCCGGGGGCCCCCCACCCCGCUGUCACACCCCCUGCCCCCUCAUGCCAUCCGCUCCCCCCGCCCCUACCCUCCGCGUGCCCGCUCCCUUGCCGCCUCUUUUGACCCUCCCUGCCCCCCCUCGCCGUUUCCCACCGGCCCGCCAUUCGCUCCUCCCCGCCCGUGCGCUCCCCUCCUUUACCUUCUCCUCCCCCCUCCCCUCCUCUGCUGCACGCCUCUUCCUUCCCCUCGCCGACCCACUCCACUCCCUGCCCCUCCUCAAUCCGCACCCUGCCCCUCGUAUCUCGCCCCCCUAUGCUUGGUUUCUCCCCUCCCUGCCCCUCGCCGCCUUUCCCCGCUCCCCACCUCCCCCCUCUCCCCUGCCCCCCCCACUCUCCCCCCCCCCUUGUCCUUGGCUUCCUACCUCCCUGCCUCACCUUUCCCCCCUCCGUGUGCUCAGCUUCUCCCCUCCCUGCCCCUCCCUCCUCCCCGCCCUGCCCCUCAUUUUCCGCCCCCCCCCCCCCCCACGCCCGGUUUCUCCCCUCCCCGCGCCUCCCUUUCUUUCUCCGUGCCUCUCCUUUGCUCCCUCCCUGCCCCCGCCUGCCCAUGCCCCUGUCUUUGGCUUCUCCCCUCCCUGCCCCACCCUCUUCCCUCCCUGCCCCUCCCUUCCUCCCCCCCUGCCCUUUGCUCUCCCCUCGUUACGCUCCCUUCUCCCCAUCCCUGCUGCCCUCUUACCACCAUCAGCCCAUCCCCACGACCAGCCCCCCUCCCACCCUUCAAUCCCCCCCUCCCUCUCUCUCUCUCUCUCUCUCUCUCUCUUUCUCACAACGCACACACACACGCACACUCCCCUCCCCCACCCCCCCCCACCUACAUCCUCCCAUUCUGCCCCUCCCUGCCCCUUUCCCACCCCCUCGCACGCCCCUCACCUCCCACCUCCGUGCAACUGGUUUCCCCCCUAUGGUGCCACCCUUGCAUCGCUCGCCCCUCUGCUCACCCUCUGCCCGCCCCUUUUCCGUGCCCUCAGUUGGCCCAGCCCCUGCCCGUUGCUGCCCCUCCCCUUGCCCCCUCAACUCCCCUGCCCCCCGUACACCCAAGUCCCAUCCAACCGCCCCCACCCUCCCCCGGCUGCCCGUUUCCGCUCUCCACCCCCGCGACCGUGUGCGGCUUCCAACCGCCCAACGGUGGUGCGCACGGGGCGUUUCUUCGCAUGGGCAAGCCUCCCCGGGGGCCCCCCACCCCGCUGGGUCGUUUCACACCCCCUGCCCCCUCAUGCCAUCCGCUCCCCCCGCCCCUACCCUCCGCGUGCCCGCUCCCUUGCCGCCUCUUUUGACCCUCCCUGCCCCCCCUCGCCGUUUCCCACCGCCCGCCAUUCGCUCCUCCCCGCCCGUGCGCUCCCCUCCUUUACCUUCUCCUCCCCCCUCCCCUCCUCUGCUGCACGCCUCUUCCUUCCCCUCGCCGACCCACUCCACUCCCUGCCCCUCCUCAAUCCGCACCCUGCCCCUCGUAUCUCGCCCCCCUAUGCUUGGUUUCUCCCCUCCCUGCCCCUCGCCGCCUUUCCCCGCUCCCCACCUCCCCCCUCUCCCUGCCCCCCCCACUCUCCCCCCCCCCUUGUCCUUGGCUUCCUACCUCCCUGCCUCACCUUUCCCCCCUCCGUGUGCUCAGCUUCUCCCCUCCCUGCCCCUCCCUCCUCCCCGCCCUGCCCCUCAUUUUCCGCCCCCCCCCCCCCCCACGCCCGGUUUCUCCCCUCCCCGCGCCUCCCUUUCUUUCUCCGUGCCUCUCCUUUGCUCCCUCCCUGCCCCCGCCUGCCCAUGCCCCUGUCUUUGGCUUCUCCCCUCCCUGCCCCACGUUUCUUCCCUCCCUGCCCCCCGUCUGCCCCUCCCUUGUUUUCCCCUCACCCAUUGCUUCUCUCCUCCCUGCCCUUGAUUUCCCACACCCCUGCCCUCGUUUCCUAUCAUCCAUGCCCCUCGUUUCCCCCCUUUGUACGUUCAGCCUCUUCCCUCCCUGCCCCUCCCUUCCUCCCCCCCCUGCCCUUUGCUCUCCCCUCUUGGCCCAGCCCCUGCCCGUUGCUGCCCCUCCCCUUGCCCCCUCAACUCCCCUGCCCCCCGUACACCCCAAGUCCCAUCCAACCGCCCCCACCCUCCCCCGGCUGCCCGUUUCCGCUCUCCACCCCCGCGACCGUGUGCGGCUUCCAACCGCCCAACGGUGGUGCGCACGGGGCGUUUCUUCGCAUGGGCAAGCCUCCCCGGGGGCCCCCCACCCCUGCUGGGUCGUUUCACACCCCCUGCCCCCUCAUGCCAUCCGCUCCCCCCGCCCCUACCCUCCGCGUGCCCGCUCCCUUGCCGCCUCUUUUGACCCUCCCUGCCCCCCCUCGCCGUUUCCCACCGCCCGCCAUUCGCUCCUCCCCGCCCGUGCGCUCCCCUCCUUUACCUUCUCCUCCCCCCUCCCCUCCUCUGCUGCACGCCUCUUCCUUCCCCUCGCCGACCCACUCCACUCCCUGCCCCUCCUCAAUCCGCACCCUGCCCCUCGUAUCUCGCCCCCCUAUGCUUGGUUUCUCCCCUCCCUGCCCCUCGCCGCCUUUCCCCGCUCCCCACCUCCCCCCUCUCCCUGCCCCCCCCACUCUCCCCCCCCCUUGUCCUUGGCUUCCUACCUCCCUGCCUCACCUUUCCCCCCUCCGUGUGCUCAGCUUCUCCCCUCCCUGCCCCUCCCUCCUCCCCGCCCUGCCCCUCAUUUUCCGCCCCCCCCCCCCCCACGCCCGGUUUCUCCCCUCCCCGCGCCUCCCUUUCUUUCUCCGUGCCUCUCCUUUGCUCCCUCCCUGCCCCCGCCUGCCCAUGCCCCUGUCUUUGGCUUCUCCCCUCCCUGCCCCACGUUUCUUCCCUCCCUGCCCCCCGUCUGCCCCUCCCUUGUUUUCCCCUCACCCAUUGCUUCUCUCCUCCCUGCCCUUGAUUUCCCACACCCCUGCCCUCGUUUCCUAUCAUCCAUGCCCCUCGUUUCCCCCCUUUCCCCUGCCCGUUGCUGCCCCUCCCCUUGCCCCCUCAACUCCCCUGCCCCCCGUACACCCCAAGUCCCAUCCAACCGCCCCCACCCUCCCCCGGCUGCCCGUUUCCGCUCUCCACCCCCGCGACCGUGUGCGGCUUCCAACCGCCCAACGGUGCAUUACCGCCCCUCUCCCCUUAUCCCCCACCACGCCCCCAAGCAGGCCUUUCUCCCCCCAGCCUCCCGUCUCCCUGCCCUUAGUACCGCCGCGCUCUGCCCGUGCGUCACCCUUGCCCACUUCAUACCACCUCCCCCUUCUCCCCCCCCCCCGGCUUCUCCCUAUCAUCACCCGCAUGUUCCCCCACUCCCCUGUCCACAACGUCCCUCCACCCCCCUUCCUGCUUUCCCCACUCCCACUCUGCCCCCCACACCUCUACGAGCCGUACUUCCCCCUCCAGCCUCCCUUUCCCCCCCAGCUACUUCCGCAUCCAGCGUGGGCUGCACCUCUGCAUCCCGCCCUGCCAGGCCCUUCGGUGACCCAACUGCCGCCACCUGGCACCACGCCGCCUUUCCCACCCCCAUCCAAUCUCUACACCCCCUGCCCCUGCUCCCUGCGCAAUCCAGCCACCUACCCCAGCCUCCCUCUACCUCUCCCUAACUCCACACCGCCGUUCCUACCCCCAGCCAAGGUCUACACCCCUUGCUUUUGCUCCCUGGGCUGUGCCGUCCCCAACCUCCCUCCGCCUUUCCGCGGCACCAGACCGCCUCUCCCUCCCCCAGCCAACUUUUGCACCCCCUGUUCCUGCCCCUUGUGCCCUCCAACACCCUACCUCAACCCCCCCCAGUCUCCCCCUUCUCCAACACCCUCCAUAUUUCCUCCCCCCUGGGGCUCGCCCAUCCGCAGCUAUCACCCUUCAUCGAUUCCCCAAUUCCCUCUGUCCCCUGUUUCCCGGCCCCGCAUCCUAUCCUGCAUUUACCACAGCACCUCCUUUCGGUGCCCUCUCUGCCCUCCCACGUUCUCACCCCCCGCCUCCCAACCUUCUCAUUACCCGCUACCAGGCUCACGCCAACUCGACUACCCACUACCCUUUGCCCCUUCCUCUCUGUUCCCCACCCUUCCUUUCCCACCUGGCUCCACCUGCCCACCCCCACCUCCCGUGGAAUUCUGCCCUGCCCUCCCCACCUCUGGCCCACCACCUGUCCCCACACCCUGCUCACCCACCGCUACACCACCCCCGCCCCCCCACCUCCACUACAGCCCGCCAACACUUCCCCUCUCAAUCGGCCCCCAGCCCGCCCCCCCCUUGGGCCCCAAUCCCCUCCAACUGUCAGGCCCCCUCUACCCUCUCUUCCACCCACUGCGCACCGCUUUCCCCACCCUUUUCCCCUUUCCCCAAGCUAACCCCCCGCACCCCGGCCUCUGCCAGGGAGUUCCUUCCCCCUUUGACGCCCUCUUGAGCCAACCCCAGCAACUCACACCGCCACCGCCAGGCAUGCUGCCUCUAGCCAGGGGGGAACUUGCAGCUGACACUGCACGGGAAGGGGUAAGUGAGUUUGUGUGUGAAGGAGCAGCAGAGGCUACAGAGGAUGGGGCAGCAAAGGCUGCACGGGAAGGGGCAAUGGGGGUUGUGGGGGAAGGGGCAGCAGAGGCUGCAGAGGAAAGGGCAGCAGAGGCUGCAAGGGAAGGGGCAGCAGCGGCUGCACGGGAAAGGGCGGCAGGGGCUGCACGGGAAGGGGCGGCAGGGACCGUGACUCUGGCCAGGCAAAGGGCAGAGGCCAUGGAGACAGGUUUUGCAGGAGUAGGGGCCACGGAACCUGCUGCUGCGUCGGCUGGGGGAACCGCAGCAGAGGAGGCUAUAGGGACCGCACCAGCAGUCGAGGCUGCAAGGACUGCAGCAGGAGCGACAGAGGCCACAGCGGGGGCUGGUAUAGGGGGAGGUGCUACGGGUGCAGCGGGGAAGGGGGUAACGGGGACUGGUGCGAGGGAGAGUGCCGCCCCGGCUGUAGCAAGAGAGGGUACGGCAGGGGCCUCAAAGGCAGAAGGUGAGGCUGCAGCUGAAGCAGCAGGGAGGGCCAUAGCACGGCCAGUAGGGGCGGCAGGGGCCGCAGCAAACUCGGGGAAACACACAGCAGGGCCGGCAGGGCCGGCAGAGACUGCAAAAGGGGCUAGCAGUAAAGCGGCAGCAGGCGGGGUGGGCUUGGGGGACAUAGGGGCAACAGGGGAAGGAGAGGGGAGGGUGGUCCCGACCGGGGUGGGCACUGAAGAGGGGGAUGUGAUAGCGAUAGAGGAGGAUGAGGGAGAGGAUGUGAUGCACAUUGACGGGCCACUGGCCCAAUACCUCACGCUUGACGGUGAGGCCGACCCGGCCCCCCUGCAGCCUCACGUCGAGGUUCCCCCUCUACCCCCCAUGCCCGUCCCCAUGCUAGCAGAAGGACCGAUGGAGGGGCUGGGGGAGACCUUGAGGACAGAGCCGCGCGAGGGAGCCCCCAUCCUCACCUCCCGUCCUCCAGCCCACCAGCCCCCAGGAGCACCACUUCCCCACCCCCACCCUCAGGUCCCGGUAGUGUCCAGGGGGGCAGCCAAGGCCCUGGCCUUCUUGGCGGAGCCGUGCUCCCCGACCCCCACGCUGCUCCAUGGCCAGCCCCCCUCUCCGUCCCCAACGCCUGACCCCACGGUUGCAGGCGGUCCACCGGGAGAGCACGCGGGUGCGACAAGAGCAGAGUCACCCGAGGGCACCCCUUCUCUCACCUCUCACCCCUCCCCGCCCCUUCCCUCACUCCUUCCUUCACCCCCAAGGGCAGCACACCUCUGCCCCCACCCUCAGGGGCUCCUUAGAGCACCACGUGGAGCAGCCAGGGCUCUGGUCUUCCUAGAGGAGCCAUGCUCCCCGACUCCUACCAACACCCAGCCACCCCUUACCGGCCCACUACCCCCUCCUCCACCAGGCCCCCCCCCACCCGGUAGUACACACAUCUCGGAGGUUGAAGCAUCUCUGCGGCCAAAUCCCUCUCCCACACGCUACAGGCACCCAAACCACCCGAGUCGCCGCACAGCCCCAACACGCCCACCCAACAGGCUGCCCUCCCCACACCACCCCCCCCAGGCAGCCGAGACCCACCCGCAAGGGCUUGCGCCCCAGGCUCAUGGGAGCGGCGGCACCCGGGUAGAGGGGCCCACAGGAGAGGCCACCACAGAGCCCACACAAAUCUCUCUCCCCCCACCGUUUGUACCUCGCUCUAACCUCCACACUGGCCCAGCCCCUCGACCCCCACCUCCAACCCCCUCUCCCGGCCGGGUUCCCCACGAGUGGCCCCGUUGGGCAGCCAUCACCCCCCACACACAGCUUGCCCGAUCUGUUCCCACGGAGGGGGAUGUUUCGAGGAGAGUGGGGAUGCACACAGAGCACCCCCUGCCUGGCGAACCACCCAUCCUCCCUCCACCCACCCCUUUGGCCCCACAGCCCCCCCUUCCUUCACAAACAGGCGCGGACAACCAGGUUGGCCGCCGGCGGAAGAACAGGGGCAGAGGAGGCAGAGGGUCAGCCCACGUACUCCCCCCUCCCUCCCUCCCCCACCAAGAGCCCCUCCCCACCUCACAUCCCGUUGAACAAUUACCAGGCCCUACCUCUACAGCCCGUCCACCAAACCUACACUCCCGCCCCGCUCCUGCACCUCCACAGGGCCAUGGGAGCGGACCAGCCCACUCACCCCCAUUCUGCCCCUCCCGUGCUGUGUCCCCCUCCCAGGUGGCGGCGGCCGCGAUCGCUACUGGGAGGGGGGCCGUCGGGUUGAGGGAUGCGCCCAUGGCAGACGCCACCGACUCCCCCUCCCAUCCCUCCCACCCCUUCCAUGUCGACGACCCCCUACCGCAACCCAUGGUGAUUGGGGAGGGCCAAGGGGGCCUUCUAGGGCAGGGUCCACACCCGAGCUCCGCUCAGCCAGCACGCCCCACUCCACCCUCUACCCUGCCAGCCCUCCUACUCUCACCUACAGGCAGGCAGGUCUUCGAGACCCCAGAGGAGGUGAGGGCUGGCAUUUCAGAUUUGCUGGCGAUACACCGCCUGAGCAGCUCUCCGGCUGCCCCCACCCUUCCAGUCCCACAGGACCGGACCCGGACGUAUGCGGAGGUCACCCGGUCUGUCCCUUCUUUUAUCCCCCCCGCCACUCAGCCAGGCGCGUCACUCCCGACCCCAAUGGAGACGGACCGGGGUCUGAGGCCGUGUCACUCGCACCUAGACGGGGUGGCGCCUCCCCCCGUUCAGCCCGUGGCGCAGGAGGUCACCAGCAGUAGGGAUGAGGCAUCCGCCCCUACCGAGACCCCUCCGCCUGGGGUAGCAGAGCCGUCACUUGAACCGCACCCCGCCGAGGGGCAGGAGCACACCACGGCACACACUUCAGGCUCACCUCCACGUCCCCCCUCCCCAGCUUCAACACCGGUGCCGGCACGAGGCCCGGCCCUAUCCUGUGCGACACCACCUCUAUCUUCGCUGACACCCCCCCCGCGCGGGGCUGGUGAGUCGUCUCCUCCCCUCAUCCCAGGCGAUCCUGUCGGAGCUCAGGCCGCCCACGGGGUCCCCUCUACAGCCAGUUCCGACGCCACGGCCCCGAUUGACCCCGCCGACACGGCGACAUCACCCGACCAGGUCGUGAGUUGCCCCACCUGCAGGAGCUCUCUCGCGAACCGACGCGCGCUCCAGCACCACAUUCCCUUCUGCCAUCCUGCGGACGCGGCUCGCAGGGCGCAGGCUGCCCAUGAUACCGCCUCGAUCAUCCCUUCCCUCUCACAGCCCCGUGCGACCGGGAUGCAGUUCACCGACGCACAGUGGCAGACGCUCGACUCGGUGGACUGGACAGAGUACUUCUCGCCCGAGCGUAUCCAUACACGCCCUCUCCGACGUGUCCCGGAGAGGGUCCGCGGAGGAUAUCUUGACGUCCUCAGUGCGAUCCUAGUCCGCAUUGCCCAGGACCCGGAGGCUGCUGGCCCUACCUUCCUCCUCGCUGCAGCGCCGACUCUUUUCCUUGUUCCAGCGACGCCACCCGACCGCUCGCACACGGCUGCCAUUGCAACGCGCAUCUCUCGCUUUGGUCGAGGUGAGUGGGCUGAGCUAGUCUCAGAUGCACUAGGCCGUCGCACACCCCUUCCUCGCCGCACAGGUCACCGGUCACGCACCGCCACCGAUCCCUCUGCAGCAGAUGAGCGCCGCAUUGCACGUUGCCUUCGUCUGGCAGCGUGCAAUGAGACCUCACGGGCGUGCGCGGCUCUCGAGUCCGCGGAGGCAGCCCCAGAUACACAGGGGACGAUACAGCGCCUGCAGUCGAAGCACCCCAACGCGGAGAGGCCGACCCCAGCUUGGCUGUCUGGCUUCCAGGGGUCCCCUCUCGUGCUCUCGGUGGAUCACUUACGCCGCGCGAUUUUCACAGCUCCGCGGGGCUCUUCGGGAGGACCGUCCGGUUGGGUCGCUGAGCACCUGCGAGACACUUUCCUAGCUUUCCCUCAGAGUCUCCAUUUCCUCCUGGCCGUGUACCAGCAGUGGCUCCGAGGCCGUUGCGCUCCAGCUGCGCGCUCCUUGCUAGCGUCCUCCACCCUCGUGGCUCUGGCGAAGUCGAACAUGGAUGUUCGGCCGAUUGCCAUCGGCGAGGUUUUGGUCCGCAUUCUUUCUCGGGCAGUUUGUCUCCAGCUACGUGACCAGAUGGCGAGGGUCUUCUUGGCAUCACAGCAGUUUGGGGUGGGGGUUACGUGCGGGACAGAGGUCGUAGUUAGAGGCGUCCGCCGCGCUCUGGCUGACCACCCAGACUGGGUGGUCCUGCAGCUAGACGUGGCGAAUGCCUUUAACUCUUUCCACCGAGACAGGAUGUUUCAGGCGCUGCAGGCCAGUCCGGAGUUUCAGUGUCUGAUCCCCUUCAUCGGCCUCUUCUACGGGACGCCCUCGGAUCUCCACUACAGGUCAGGCACGGGAGUGGUCACGAUGCACUCGGAGCGGGGCACUCGCCAGGGAGACCCUCUCAGCCCCUUCUUGUACGCUCUGACACAGCGUCUUGCUUUGGAGCCGGUUCUGGCGGAGGGGGAUGUCCAGCUCUGGUCGUACGCCGAUGACACGUACGUGCUAGGUCCCCCAGACAGGGUGCUGCACCAUUUUGCCGAGAUCGUGAGGCGCUUGGGCGAGAUGGGCCUUGCAGCCCAGCCGCACAAGUGCCUCGUCUACCAGACAGAGUCCUUUCUGUCCAGGGAUCUGGAGGCUUUCACGGGCCUAGGGAUCGAGGUCGCACGCCGAGGGCUCACCGUGACAGGCGUACCGGUAGGCACCGUUUCGUUCGUGGAGCAGAGUCUCCCGGAUCGUCUCGAGAGGAUGGGGCGGGUGCUACCUUGGCUUCCGAGGUUGCGCCAGCCCCAGACAGCUGCCCGCCUUCUUUCGGCGUGUGUCAGCACUCGUCCGCAGUACCUGUCGAGGACCGUCCCUCCUUCGCCCGCAGUGAUCUCCAGUUUUACACGGUGGGACGCACGCCUGGGAGAGACUUUUCAGCAGCUUUUAGCUUCAGGGACCUGGGCUUGUCGCGAGGACGUCCGAGAGGCCGCCCUAGACCAGAUCUUCCUCCCCAUCCGUCUCGGGGGUUUCGGCAUUCGUCGCAUGGCGCGCAUGGCCCCGGUGAGUUUCGUGUGCUCCUGGGUGCAGUGUGCACCCAUUCUCUGUUCUCUCCCUGCGUGUGGCGAGGUGUUUCGGCAGAGCUUCGCUUCAGGUGAGCCAGAGCAGAUCGACCGGGCUCUGCAGACGGCGCUAGAGGGUCUCCCUCCUGACGUUCUCUCUCUCCUUCCCCCCUGGCCCUCUUGCGCUUCUGCCUCCCCCGAUUCCCUUUUUGCAGGAGCGAGCCGUCUUCUGGAGGCGCAUGCCUUGGAGGCCGUGCGUGCCCGUCACACCUCUCCCUUGCACCUUGCCCGUUUGACUUCCCUUCAGGGCGGAGGUGCAGGAGCGUGGUUGACGUCGGUGCCGUACGCCGACCCACUGCGCAUCCCGGAGGCGCUGUGGCAGGCGGCUUCAUCUUCUCGUCUUGGUCUCCCUAUCCCCCAGUUAGCCCUUGCAGGUCAGUGCUCCUGCGGACAGGCGAUUGACGACAUGACGGUGCCUCAUCACGCGGUUCGGUGCCCGCGUUACGGGGUCGCCACUACCAUCCACGACACGGUGAAGUACAUGCUUCGAGACUUUGCGGUCGAGGCGGGCUUCGCGGUAAAGGUGGAGGACUCUACGCUGUUCACACAGUUGGAGGCGGCUCGAGCGAGACUACUGGGACAGCCAGUGGUGGGAGAGGGGACACGGGCUGAGGGACCGGGGGAGCGGAGAGGCGAGGCGGGACAGCCGGGUGGCGGGGGACAGUGGGGACGGCACCAGCUGCGGGGUCAGGUGGAGCGAGGGACAGGUGGGCAGAGGGGACGGCAGGGGGAGCAGACGGGCCAGGACGGGGAGGGGGGACGGCACAGGCAGCAGCAGGAGAGCCAGUGGAGGCCGCGGGCCCAGGGCGCCGCGCCUCCAGGUUCGGCCUCGGGGGCGGGGCAGGGGCGGGAGCAGCAGAGAGCGGACGGAGGUACAGGAGGGGCAGCGGGAUUGGGAGGGGAGGGCCAGGGAGUGAGAGAGGCAGCAGGGGAUGGAGCAGGGGGGUCGGGAGGUUUGGGGGAGGGUAGGGAGGGGGAGGGGAGAGGACAGGUGGAUGGAGGAGAGGAGAGGGGGAGAGAGACGAUCGGAGAGGGGGCACCAAGGGACCAGACAGGGCAGCAGCCAGCGCAACAGCAGGGACCAGUCGGACGCACAGGCCGUGUAGGCACCGCCUCCCGCAUUCCAGACCUCACCUGCCGCGACGUUGGCCAGGGUCUGAUGGUUCUUGUGGAUGUCUCCAUAGCGGAUCCACAGCGGGAGGGGAACGUGCAGCUGAGACGGGCGACCCCCACACAGAUUGGAGUGGCAGCAGCUAGGCGGGUGCAGGAGAAGCUGCGUCACUGGGGGCCGCACUUAGAGGGGCUGCAGCCGGCACCACACUUUUACGCGUGCGUGGCGGAGACCUUUGGCCUUCUGAGUGAGCCGCUGCGUCAGUUUCUGGGGCUCUGCGCAAAGAGGAUAGCACAGCGGAGGAGGGAUAGAGGUGGGGGGGAUGACGGAUCGGCACGGAUAUUUGAGGCAGGACUCACUACACGCCUCUCCGUUGCACUGCAGCGCGCGCAGGCUCAAUGCAUGAUCCAGCAUGCGGUGCGGCAGUUAGGGAGUCACACCCCCUGCCCCCUCAUGCCAUCCGCUCCCCCCGCCCCUACCCUCCGCGUGCCCGCUCCCUUGCCGCCUCUUUUGACCCUCCCUGCCCCCCCUCGCCGUUUCCCACCGCCCGCCAUUCGCUCCUCCCCGCCCGUGCGCUCCCCUCCUUUACCUUCUCCUCCCCCCUCCCCUCCUCUGCUGCACGCCUCUUCCUUCCCCUCGCCGACCCACUCCACUCCCUGCCCCUCCUCAAUCCGCACCCUGCCCCUCGUAUCUCGCCCCCCUAUGCUUGGUUUCUCCCCUCCCUGCCCCUCGCCGCCUUUCCCCGCUCCCCACCUCCCCCCUCUCCCUGCCCCCCCCACUCUCCCCCCCCCUUGUCCUUGGCUUCCUACCUCCCUGCCUCACCUUUCCCCCCUCCGUGUGCUCAGCUUCUCCCCUCCCUGCCCCUCCCUCCUCCCCGCCCUGCCCCUCAUUUUCCGCCCCCCCCCCCCCCACGCCCGGUUUCUCCCCUCCCCGCGCCUCCCUUUCUUUCUCCGUGCCUCUCCUUUGCUCCCUCCCUGCCCCCGCCUGCCCAUGCCCCUGUCUUUGGCUUCUCCCCUCCCUGCCCCACGUUUCUUCCCUCCCUGCCCCCCGUCUGCCCCUCCCUUGUUUUCCCCUCACCCAUUGCUUCUCUCCUCCCUGCCCUUGAUUUCCCACACCCCUGCCCUCGUUUCCUAUCAUCCAUGCCCCUCGUUUCCCCCCUUUGUACGUUCAGCCUCUUCCCUCCCUGCCCCUCCCUUCCUCCCCCCCUGCCCUUUGCUCUCCCCUCGUUACGCUCCCUUCUCCCCAUCCCUGCUGCCCUCUUACCACCAUCAGCCCAUCCCCACGACCAGCCCCCCUCCCACCCUUCAAUCCCCCCCUCCCUCUCUCUCUCUCUCUCUCUCUCUCUCUCUCUUUCUCACACACACACACACACGCACACUCCCCUCCCCCACCCCCCCCACCUACAUCCUCCCAUUCUGCCCCUCCCUGCCCCUUUCCCACCCCCUCGCACGCCCCUCACCUCCCACCUCCGUGCAACUGGUUUCCCCCCUAUGGUGCCACCCUUGCAUCGCUCGCCCCUCUGCUCACCCUCUGCCCGCCCCUUUUCCGUGCCCUCAGUUGGCCCAGCCCCUGCCCGUUGCUGCCCCUCCCCUUGCCCCCUCAACUCCCCUGCCCCCUGUACACCCCAAGUCCCAUCCAACCGCCCCCACCCUCCCCCGGCUGCCCGUUUCCGCUCUCCACCCCCGCGACCGUGUGCGGCUUCCAACCGCCCAACGGUGUCACACCCCCUGCCCCCUCAUGCCAUCCGCUCCCCCCGCCCCUACCCUCCGCGUGCCCGCUCCCUUGCCGCCUCUUUUGACCCUCCCUGCCCCCCCUCGCCGUUUCCCACCGCCCGCCAUUCGCUCCUCCCCGCCCGUGCGCUCCCCUCCUUUACCUUCUCCUCCCCCCUCCCCUCCUCUGCUGCACGCCUCUUCCUUCCCCUCGCCGACCCACUCCACUCCCUGCCCCUCCUCAAUCCGCACCCUGCCCCUCGUAUCUCGCCCCCCUAUGCUUGGUUUCUCCCCUCCCUGCCCCUCGCCGCCUUUCCCCGCUCCCCACCUCCCCCCUCUCCCUGCCCCCCCCACUCUCCCCCCCCCCUUGUCCUUGGCUUCCUACCUCCCUGCCUCACCUUUCCCCCCUCCGUGUGCUCAGCUUCUCCCCUCCCUGCCCCUCCCUCCUCCCCGCCCUGCCCCUCAUUUUCCGCCCCCCCCCCCCCCACGCCCGGUUUCUCCCCUCCCCGCGCCUCCCUUUCUUUCUCCGUGCCUCUCCUUUGCUCCCUCCCUGCCCCCGCCUGCCCAUGCCCCUGUCUUUGGCUUCUCCCCUCCCUGCCCCACGUUUCUUCCCUCCCUGCCCCCCGUCUGCCCCUCCCUUGUUUUCCCCUCACCCAUUGCUUCUCUCCUCCCUGCCCUUGAUUUCCCACACCCCUGCCCUCGUUUCCUAUCAUCCAUGCCCCUCCCCCUGCCCGUUGCUGCCCCUCCCCUUGCCCCCUCAACUCCCCUGCCCCCCGUACACCCCAAGUCCCAUCCAACCGCCCCCACCCUCCCCCGGCUGCCCGUUUCCGCUCUCCACCCCCGCGACCGUGUGCGGCUUCCAACCGCCCAACGGUGUCACACCCCCUGCCCCCUCAUGCCAUCCGCUCCCCCCGCCCCUACCCUCCGCGUGCCCGCUCCCUUGCCGCCUCUUUUGACCCUCCCUGCCCCCCCUCGCCGUUUCCCACCGCCCGCCAUUCGCUCCUCCCCGCCCGUGCGCUCCCCUCCUUUACCUUCUCCUCCCCCCUCCCCUCCUCUGCUGCACGCCUCUUCCUUCCCCUCGCCGACCCACUCCACUCCCUGCCCCUCCUCAAUCCGCACCCUGCCCCUCGUAUCUCGCCCCCCUAUGCUUGCUUCUCCCCUCCCUGCCCCUCCCUCCUCCCCGCCCUGCCCCUCAUUUUCCGCCCCCCCCCCCCCACGCCCGGUUUCUCCCCUCCCCGCGCCUCCCUUUCUUUCUCCGUGCCUCUCCUUUGCUCCCUCCCUGCCCCCGCCUGCCCAUGCCCCUGUCUUUGGCUUCUCCCCUCCCUGCCCCACGUUUCUUCCCUCCCUGCCCCCCGUCUGCCCCUCCCUUGUUUUCCCCUCACCCAUUGCUUCUCUCCUCCCUGCCCUUGAUUUCCCACACCCCUGCCCUCGUUUCCUAUCAUCCAUGCCCCUCCCCCUGCCCGUUGCUGCCCCUCCCCUUGCCCCCUCAACUCCCCUGCCCCCCGUACACCCCAAGUCCCAUCCAACCGCCCCCACCCUCCCCCGGCUGCCCGUUUCCGCUCUCCACCCCCGCGACCGUGUGCGGCUUCCAACCGCCCAACGGUGGUGCGCACGGGGCUCACACCCCCUGCCCCCUCAUGCCAUCCGCUCCCCCCGCCCCUACCCUCCGCGUGCCCGCUCCCUUGCCGCCUCUUUUGACCCUCCCUGCCCCCCCUCGCCGUUUCCCACCGCCCGCCAUUCGCUCCUCCCCGCCCGUGCGCUCCCCUCCUUUACCUUCUCCUCCCCCCUCCCCUCCUCUGCUGCACGCCUCUUCCUUCCCCUCGCCGACCCACUCCACUCCCUGCCCCUCCUCAAUCCGCACCCUGCCCCUCGUAUCUCGCCCCCCUAUGCUUGGUUUCUCCCCUCCCUGCCCCUCGCCGCCUUUCCCCGCUCCCCACCUCCCCCCUCUCCCUGCCCCCCCCACUCUCCCCCCCCCUUGUCCUUGGCUUCCUACCUCCCUGCCUCACCUUUCCCCCCUCCGUGUGCUCAGCUUCUCCCCUCCCUGCCCCUCCCUCCUCCCCGCCCUGCCCCUCAUUUUCCGCCCCCCCCCCCCCACGCCCGGUUUCUCCCCUCCCCCGCGCCUCCCUUUCUUUCUCCGUGCCUCUCCUUUGCUCCCUCCCUGCCCCCGCCUGCCCAUGCCCCUGUCUUUGGCUUCUCCCCUCCCUGCCCCACGUUUCUUCCCUCCCUGCCCCCCGUCUGCCCCUCCCUUGUUUUCCCCUCACCCAUUGCUUCUCUCCUCCCUGCCCUUGAUUUCCCACACCCCUGCCCUCGUUUCCUAUCAUCCAUGCCCCUCGUUUCCCCCCUUUGUACGUUCAGCCUCUUCCCUCCCUGCCCCUCCCUUCCUCCCCCCCUGCCCUUUGCUCUCCCCUCGUUACGCUCCCUUCUCCCCAUCCCUGCUGCCCUCUUACCACCAUCAGCCCAUCCCCACGACCAGCCCCCCUCCCACCCUUCAAUCCCCCCCUCCCUCUCUCUCUCUCUCUCUCUCUCUCUCUCUCUCUUUCUCACACACACACACACACACGCACACUCCCCUCCCCCACCCCCCCCACCUACAUCCUCCCAUUCUGCCCCUCCCUGCCCCUUUCCCACCCCCUCGCACGCCCCUCACCUCCCACCUCCGUGCAACUGGUUUCCCCCCUAUGGUGCCACCCUUGCAUCGCUCGCCCCUCUGCUCACCCUCUGCCCGCCCCUUUUCCGUGCCCUCAGUUGGCCCAGCCCCUGCCCGUUGCUGCCCCUCCCCUUGCCCCCUCAACUCCCCUGCCCCCCGUACACCCCAAGUCCCAUCCAACCGCCCCCACCCUCCCCCGGCUGCCCGUUUCCGCUCUCCACCCCCGCGACCUCACACCCCCUGCCCCCUCAUGCCAUCCGCUCCCCCCGCCCCUACCCUCCGCGUGCCCGCUCCCUUGCCGCCUCUUUUGACCCUCCCUGCCCCCCUCGCCGUUUCCCACCGCCCGCCAUUCGCUCCUCCCCGCCCGUGCGCUCCCCUCCUUUACCUUCUCCUCCCCCCUCCCCUCCUCUGCUGCACGCCUCUUCCUUCCCCUCGCCGACCCACUCCACUCCCUGCCCCUCCUCAAUCCGCACCCUGCCCCUCGUAUCUCGCCCCCCUAUGCUUGCUUCUCCCCUCCCUGCCCCUCCCUCCUCCCCGCCCUGCCCCUCAUUUUCCGCCCCCCCCCCCCCACGCCCGGUUUCUCCCCUCCCCGCGCCUCCCUUUCUUUCUCCGUGCCUCUCCUUUGCUCCCUCCCUGCCCCCGCCUGCCCAUGCCCCUGUCUUUGGCUUCUCCCCUCCCUGCCCCACGUUUCUUCCCUCCCUGCCCCCCGUCUGCCCCUCCCUUGUUUUCCCCUCACCCAUUGCUUCUCUCCUCCCUGCCCUUGAUUUCCCACACCCCUGCCCUCGUUUCCUAUCAUCCAUGCCCCUCGUUUCCCCCCUUUGUACGUUCAGCCUCUUCCCUCCCUGCCCCUCCCUUCCUCCCCCCCUGCCCUUUGCUCUCCCCUCGUUACGCUCCCUUCUCCCCAUCCCUGCUGCCCUCUUACCACCAUCAGCCCAUCCCCACGACCAGCCCCCCUCCCACCCUUCAAUCCCCCCCUCCCUCUCUCUCUCUCUCUCUCUCUCUCUCUCUCUUUCUCACACACACACACACACACGCACACUCCCCUCCCCCACCCCCCCCCACCUACAUCCUCCCAUUCUGCCCCUCCCUGCCCCUUUCCCACCCCCUCGCACGCCCCUCACCUCCCACCUCCGUGCAACUGGUUUCCCCCCUAUGGUGCCACCCUUGCAUCGCUCGCCCCUCUGCUCACCCUCUGCCCGCCCCUUUUCCGUGCCCUCAGUUGGCCCAGCCCCUGCCCGUUGCUGCCCCUCCCCUUGCCCCCUCAACUCCCCUGCCCCCCUGUACACCCCAAGUCCCAUCCAACCGCCCCCACCCUCCCCCGGCUGCCCGUUUCCGCUCUCCACCCCCGCGACCGUGUGCGGCUUCCAACCGCCCAACGGUGGUGCGCACGGGGCGUUUUCUUCGCAUGGGCAAGCCUCCCCGGGGGCCCCCCACCCCGCUGGGUCGUUUCACACCCCCUGCCCCCUCAUGCCAUCCGCUCCCCCCGCCCCUACCCUCCGCGUGCCCGCUCCCUUGCCGCCUCUUUUGACCCUCCCUGCCCCCCCUCGCCGUUUCCCACCGCCCGCCAUUCGCUCCUCCCCGCCCGUGCGCUCCCCUCCUUUACCUUCUCCUCCCCCCUCCCCUCCUCUGCUGCACGCCUCUUCCUUCCCCUCGCCGACCCACUCCACUCCCUGCCCCUCCUCAAUCCGCACCCUGCCCCUCGUAUCUCGCCCCCCUAUGCUUGCUUCUCCCCUCCCUGCCCCUCCCUCCUCCCCGCCCUGCCCCUCAUUUUCCGCCCCCCCCCCCCCACGCCCGGUUUCUCCCCUCCCCGCGCCUCCCUUUCUUUCUCCGUGCCUCUCCUUUGCUCCCUCCCUGCCCCCGCCUGCCCAUGCCCCUGUCUUUGGCUUCUCCCCUCCCUGCCCCACGUUUCUUCCCUCCCUGCCCCCCGUCUGCCCCUCCCUUGUUUUCCCCUCACCCAUUGCUUCUCUCCUCCCUGCCCUUGAUUUCCCACACCCCUGCCCUCGUUUCCUAUCAUCCAUGCCCCUCCCCCUGCCCGUUGCUGCCCCUCCCCUUGCCCCCUCAACUCCCCUGCCCCCCGUACACCCCAAGUCCCAUCCAACCGCCCCCACCCUCCCCCGGCUGCCCGUUUCCGCUCUCCACCCCCGCGACCGUGUGCGGCUUCCAACCGCCCAACGGUGUCACACCCCCUGCCCCCUCAUGCCAUCCGCUCCCCCCGCCCCUACCCUCCGCGUGCCCGCUCCCUUGCCGCCUCUUUUGACCCUCCCUGCCCCCCCUCGCCGUUUCCCACCGCCCGCCAUUCGCUCCUCCCCGCCCGUGCGCUCCCCUCCUUUACCUUCUCCUCCCCCCUCCCCUCCUCUGCUGCACGCCUCUUCCUUCCCCUCGCCGACCCACUCCACUCCCUGCCCCUCCUCAAUCCGCACCCUGCCCCUCGUAUCUCGCCCCCCUAUGCUUGCUUCUCCCCUCCCUGCCCCUCCCUCCUCCCCGCCCUGCCCCUCAUUUUCCGCCCCCCCCCCCCCACGCCCGGUUUCUCCCCUCCCCGCGCCUCCCUUUCUUUCUCCGUGCCUCUCCUUUGCUCCCUCCCUGCCCCCGCCUGCCCAUGCCCCUGUCUUUGGCUUCUCCCCUCCCUGCCCCACGUUUCUUCCCUCCCUGCCCCCCGUCUGCCCCUCCCUUGUUUUCCCCUCACCCAUUGCUUCUCUCCUCCCUGCCCUUGAUUUCCCACACCCCUGCCCUCGUUUCCUAUCAUCCAUGCCCCUCGUUUCCCCCCUUUGUACGUUCAGCCUCUUCCCUCCCUGCCCCUCCCUUCCUCCCCCCCUGCCCUUUGCUCUCCCCUCUUGGCCCAGCCCCUGCCCGUUGCUGCCCCUCCCCUUGCCCCCUCAACUCCCCUGCCCCCCGUACACCCCAAGUCCCAUCCAACCGCCCCCACCCUCCCCCGGCUGCCCGUUUCCGCUCUCCACCCCCGCGACCGUGUGCGGCUUCCAACCGCCCAACGGUGGUGCGCACGGGGCGUUUCUUCGCAUGGGCAAGCCUCCCCGGGGGCCCCCCACCCCGCUGGGGUCGUUUCACACCCCCUGCCCCCUCAUGCCAUCCGCUCCCCCCGCCCCUACCCUCCGCGUGCCCGCUCCCUUGCCGCCUCUUUUGACCCUCCCUGCCCCCCCUCGCCGUUUCCCACCGCCCGCCAUUCGCUCCUCCCCGCCCGUGCGCUCCCCUCCUUUACCUUCUCCUCCCCCCUCCCCUCCUCUGCUGCACGCCUCUUCCUUCCCCUCGCCGACCCACUCCACUCCCUGCCCCUCCUCAAUCCGCACCCUGCCCCUCGUAUCUCGCCCCCCUAUGCUUGGUUUCUCCCCUCCCUGCCCCUCGCCGCCUUUCCCCGCUCCCCACCUCCCCCCUCUCCCUGCCCCCCCCACUCUCCCCCCCCCCUUGUCCUUGGCUUCCUACCUCCCUGCCUCACCUUUCCCCCCUCCGUGUGCUCAGCUUCUCCCCUCCCUGCCCCUCCCUCCUCCCCGCCCUGCCCCUCAUUUUCCGCCCCCCCCCCCCCCACGCCCGGUUUCUCCCCUCCCCGCGCCUCCCUUUCUUUCUCCGUGCCUCUCCUUUGCUCCCUCCCUGCCCCCGCCUGCCCAUGCCCCUGUCUUUGGCUUCUCCCCUCCCUGCCCCACGUUUCUUCCUCCCUGCCCCCCGUCUGCCCCUCCCUUGUUUUCCCCUCACCCAUUGCUUCUCUCCUCCCUGCCCUUGAUUUCCCACACCCCUGCCCUCGUUUCCUAUCAUCCAUGCCCCUCGUUUCCCCCCUUUCCCCUGCCCGUUGCUGCCCCUCCCCUUGCCCCCUCAACUCCCCUGCCCCCCGUACACCCCAAGUCCCAUCCAACCGCCCCCACCCUCCCCCGGCUGCCCGUUUCCGCUCUCCACCCCCGCGACCGUGUGCGGCUUCCAACCGCCCAACGGUGGUGCGCACGGGGCUCACACCCCCUGCCCCCUCAUGCCAUCCGCUCCCCCCGCCCCUACCCUCCGCGUGCCCGCUCCCUUGCCGCCUCUUUUGACCCUCCCUGCCCCCCCUCGCCGUUUCCCACCGCCCGCCAUUCGCUCCUCCCCGCCCGUGCGCUCCCCUCCUUUACCUUCUCCUCCCCCCUCCCCUCCUCUGCUGCACGCCUCUUCCUUCCCCUCGCCGACCCACUCCACUCCCUGCCCCUCCUCAAUCCGCACCCUGCCCCUCGUAUCUCGCCCCCCUAUGCUUGGUUUCUCCCCUCCCUGCCCCUCGCCGCCUUUCCCCGCUCCCCACCUCCCCCUCUCCCUGCCCCCCCCACUCUCCCCCCCCCUUGUCCUUGGCUUCCUACCUCCCUGCCUCACCUUUCCCCCCUCCGUGUGCUCAGCUUCUCCCCUCCCUGCCCCUCCCUCCUCCCCGCCCUGCCCCUCAUUUUCCGCCCCCCCCCCCCCCACGCCCGGUUUCUCCCCUCCCCGCGCCUCCCUUUCUUUCUCCGUGCCUCUCCUUUGCUCCCUCCCUGCCCCCGCCUGCCCAUGCCCCUGUCUUUGGCUUCUCCCCUCCCUGCCCCACGUUUCUUCCCUCCCUGCCCCCCGUCUGCCCCUCCCUUGUUUUCCCCUCACCCAUUGCUUCUCUCCUCCCUGCCCUUGAUUUCCCACACCCCUGCCCUCGUUUCCUAUCAUCCAUGCCCCUCGUUUCCCCCCUUUCCCCUGCCCGUUGCUGCCCCUCCCCUUGCCCCCUCAACUCCCCUGCCCCCCGUACACCCCAAGUCCCAUCCAACCGCCCCCACCCUCCCCCGGCUGCCCGUUUCCGCUCUCCACCCCCGCGACCGUGUGCGGCUUCCAACCGCCCAACGGUGUCACACCCCCUGCCCCCUCAUGCCAUCCGCUCCCCCCGCCCCUACCCUCCGCGUGCCCGCUCCCUUGCCGCCUCUUUUGACCCUCCCUGCCCCCCCUCGCCGUUUCCCACCGCCCGCCAUUCGCUCCUCCCCGCCCGUGCGCUCCCCUCCUUUACCUUCUCCUCCCCCCUCCCCUCCUCUGCUGCACGCCUCUUCCUUCCCCUCGCCGACCCACUCCACUCCCUGCCCCUCCUCAAUCCGCACCCUGCCCCUCGUAUCUCGCCCCCCUAUGCUUGCUUCUCCCCUCCCUGCCCCUCCCUCCUCCCCGCCCUGCCCCUCAUUUUCCGCCCCCCCCCCCCCACGCCCGGUUUCUCCCCUCCCCGCGCCUCCCUUUCUUUCUCCGUGCCUCUCCUUUGCUCCCUCCCUGCCCCCGCCUGCCCAUGCCCCUGUCUUUGGCUUCUCCCCUCCCUGCCCCACGUUUCUUCCCUCCCUGCCCCCCGUCUGCCCCUCCCUUGUUUUCCCCUCACCCAUUGCUUCUCUCCUCCCUGCCCUUGAUUUCCCACACCCCUGCCCUCGUUUCCUAUCAUCCAUGCCCCUCGUUUCCCCCCUUUCCCCUGCCCGUUGCUGCCCCUCCCCUUGCCCCCUCAACUCCCCUGCCCCCCGUACACCCCAAGUCCCAUCCAACCGCCCCCACCCUCCCCCGGCUGCCCGUUUCCGCUCUCCACCCCCCGCGACCGUGUGCGGCUUCCAACCGCCCAACGGUGGUGCGCACGGGGCUCACACCCCCUGCCCCCUCAUGCCAUCCGCUCCCCCCGCCCCUACCCUCCGCGUGCCCGCUCCCUUGCCGCCUCUUUUGACCCUCCCUGCCCCCCCUCGCCGUUUCCCACCGCCCGCCAUUCGCUCCUCCCCGCCCGUGCGCUCCCUCCUUUACCUUCUCCUCCCCCCUCCCCUCCUCUGCUGCACGCCUCUUCCUUCCCCUCGCCGACCCACUCCACUCCCUGCCCCUCCUCAAUCCGCACCCUGCCCCUCGUAUCUCGCCCCCCUAUGCUUGGUUUCUCCCCUCCCUGCCCCUCGCCGCCUUUCCCCGCUCCCCACCUCCCCCCUCUCCCUGCCCCCCCCACUCUCCCCCCCCCUUGUCCUUGGCUUCCUACCUCCCUGCCUCACCUUUCCCCCCUCCGUGUGCUCAGCUUCUCCCCUCCCUGCCCCUCCCUCCUCCCCGCCCUGCCCCUCAUUUUCCGCCCCCCCCCCCCCACGCCCGGUUUCUCCCCUCCCCGCGCCUCCCUUUCUUUCUCCGUGCCUCUCCUUUGCUCCCUCCCUGCCCCCGCCUGCCCAUGCCCCUGUCUUUGGCUUCUCCCCUCCCUGCCCCACGUUUCUUCCCUCCCUGCCCCCCGUCUGCCCCUCCCUUGUUUUCCCCUCACCCAUUGCUUCUCUCCUCCCUGCCCUUGAUUUCCCACACCCCUGCCCUCGUUUCCUAUCAUCCAUGCCCCUCGUUUCCCCCCUUUGUACGUUCAGCCUCUUCCCUCCCUGCCCCUCCCUUCCUCCCCCCCUGCCCUUUGCUCUCCCCUCGUUACGCUCCCUUCUCCCCAUCCCUGCUGCCCUCUUACCACCAUCAGCCCAUCCCCACGACCAGCCCCCCUCCCACCCUUCAAUCCCCCCCUCCCUCUCUCUCUCUCUCUCUCUCUCUCUCUUUCUCACACAGCACACACACACGCACACUCCCCUCCCCCAUCCCCCCCCCACCUACAUCCUCCCAUUCUGCCCCUCCCUGCCCCUUUCCCACCCCCUCGCACGCCCCUCACCUCCCACCUCCGUGCAACUGGUUUCCCCCCUAUGGUGCCACCCUUGCAUCGCUCGCCCCUCUGCUCACCCUCUGCCCGCCCCUUUUCCGUGCCCUCAGUUGGCCCAGCCCCUGCCCGUUGCUGCCCCUCCCCUUGCCCCCUCAACUCCCCUGCCCCCUGUACACCCCAAGUCCCAUCCAACCGCCCCCACCCUCCCCCGGCUGCCCGUUUCCGCUCUCCACCCCCGCGACCGUGUGCGGCUUCCAACCGCCCAACGGUGUCACACCCCCUGCCCCCUCAUGCCAUCCGCUCCCCCCGCCCCUACCCUCCGCGUGCCCGCUCCCUUGCCGCCUCUUUUGACCCUCCCUGCCCCCCCUCGCCGUUUCCCACCGCCCGCCAUUCGCUCCUCCCCGCCCGUGCGCUCCCCUCCUUUACCUUCUCCUCCCCCCUCCCCUCCUCUGCUGCACGCCUCUUCCUUCCCCUCGCCGACCCACUCCACUCCCUGCCCCUCCUCAAUCCGCACCCUGCCCCUCGUAUCUCGCCCCCCUAUGCUUGGUUUCUCCCCUCCCUGCCCCUCGCCGCCUUUCCCCGCUCCCCACCUCCCCCCUCUCCCUGCCCCCCCCACUCUCCCCCCCCCUUGUCCUUGGCUUCCUACCUCCCUGCCUCACCUUUCCCCCCUCCGUGUGCUCAGCUUCUCCCCUCCCUGCCCCUCCCUCCUCCCCGCCCUGCCCCUCAUUUUCCGCCCCCCCCCCCCACGCCCGGUUUCUCCCCUCCCCGCGCCUCCCUUUCUUUCUCCGUGCCUCUCCUUUGCUCCCUCCCUGCCCCCGCCUGCCCAUGCCCCUGUCUUUGGCUUCUCCCCUCCCUGCCCCACGUUUCUUCCCUCCCUGCCCCCCGUCUGCCCCUCCCUUGUUUUCCCCUCACCCAUUGCUUCUCUCCUCCCUGCCCUUGAUUUCCCACACCCCUGCCCUCGUUUCCUAUCAUCCAUGCCCCUCCCCCUGCCCGUUGCUGCCCCUCCCCUUGCCCCCUCAACUCCCCUGCCCCCCGUACACCCCAAGUCCCAUCCAACCGCCCCCACCCUCCCCCGCUGCCCGUUUCCGCUCUCCACCCCCGCGACCGUGUGCGGCUUCCAACCGCCCAACGGUGGUGCGCACGGGGCGUUUCUUCUUCGCAUGGGCAAGCCUCCCCGGGGGCCCCCCACCCCGCUGGGUCGUUUCACACCCCCUGCCCCCUCAUGCCAUCCGCUCCCCCCGCCCUACCCUCCGCGUGCCCGCUCCCUUGCCGCCUCUUUUGACCCUCCCUGCCCCCCCUCGCCGUUUCCCACCGCCCGCCAUUCGCUCCUCCCCGCCCGUGCGCUCCCCUCCUUUACCUUCUCCUCCCCCUCCCCUCCUCUGCUGCACGCCUCUUCCUUCCCCUCGCCGACCCACUCCACUCCCUGCCCCUCCUCAAUCCGCACCCUGCCCCUCCUUCUCCCCUCCCUGCCCCUCCCUCCUCCCCGCCCUGCCCCUCAUUUUCCGCCCCCCCCCCCCCCACGCCCGGUUUCUCCCCUCCCCGCGCCUCCCUUUCUUUCUCCGUGCCUCUCCUUUGCUCCCUCCCUGCCCCCGCCUGCCCAUGCCCCUGUCUUUGGCUUCUCCCCUCCCUGCCCCACGUUUCUUCCCUCCCUGCCCCCCGUCUGCCCCUCCCUUGUUUUCCCCUCACCCAUUGCUUCUCUCCUCCCUGCCCUUGAUUUCCCACACCCCUGCCCUCGUUUCCUAUCAUCCAUGCCCCUCGUUUCCCCCCUUUGUACGUUCAGCCUCUUCCCUCCCUGCCCCUCCCUUCCUCCCCCCCUGCCCUUUGCUCUCCCCUCGUUACGCUCCCUUCUCCCCAUCCCUGCUGCCCUCUUACCACCAUCAGCCCAUCCCCACGACCAGCCCCCCUCCCACCCUUCAAUCCCCCCCUCCCUCUCUCUCUCUCUCUCUCUCUCUCUUUCUCACACAGCACACACACACGCACACUCCCUCCCCCACCCCCCCCCACCUACAUCCUCCCAUUCUGCCCCUCCCUGCCCCUUUCCCACCCCCUCGCACGCCCCUCACCUCCCACCUCCGUGCAACUGGUUUCCCCCCUAUGGUGCCACCCUUGCAUCGCUCGCCCCUCUGCUCACCCUCUGCCCGCCCCUUUUCCGUGCCCUCAGUUGGCCCAGCCCCUGCCCGUUGCUGCCCCUCCCCUUGCCCCCUCAACUCCCCUGCCCCCCGUACACCCCAAGUCCCAUCCAACCGCCCCCACCCUCCCCCGGCUGCCCGUUUCCGCUCUCCACCCCCGCGACCGUGUGCGGCUUCCAACCGCCCAACGGUGGUGCGCACGGGGCGUUUCUUCGCAUGGGCAAGCCUCCCCGGGGGCCCCCCACCCCGCUGGGUCGUUUCACACCCCCUGCCCCCUCAUGCCAUCCGCUCCCCCCGCCCCUACCCUCCGCGUGCCCGCUCCCUUGCCGCCUCUUUGACCCUCCCUGCCCCCCCUCGCCGUUUCCCACCGCCCGCCAUUCGCUCCUCCCCGCCCGUGCGCUCCCCUCCUUUACCUUCUCCUCCCCCUCCCCUCCUCUGCUGCACGCCUCUUCCUUCCCCUCGCCGACCCACUCCACUCCCUGCCCCUCCUCAAUCCGCACCCUGCCCCUCGUAUCUCGCCCCCCUAUGCUUGGUUUCUCCCCUCCCUGCCCCUCGCCGCCUUUCCCCGCUCCCCCCUCCCCCCUCUCCCUGCCCCCCCCACUCUCCCCCCCCCUUGUCCUUGGCUUCCUACCUCCCUGCCUCACCUUUCCCCCCUCCGUGUGCUCAGCUUCUCCCCUCCCUGCCCCUCCCUCCUCCCCGCCCUGCCCCUCAUUUUCCGCCCCCCCCCCCCCACGCCCGUUUCUCCCCUCCCCGCGCCUCCCUUUCUUUCUCCGUGCCUCUCCUUUGCUCCCUCCCUGCCCCCGCCUGCCCAUGCCCCUGUCUUUGGCUUCUCCCCUCCCUGCCCCACGUUUCUUCCCUCCCUGCCCCCCGUCUGCCCCUCCCUUGUUUUCCCCUCACCCAUUGCUUCUCUCCUCCCUGCCCUUGAUUUCCCACACCCCUGCCCUCGUUUCCUAUCAUCCAUGCCCCUCGUUUCCCCCCUUUGUACGUUCAGCCUCUUCCCUCCCUGCCCCUCCCUUCCUCCCCCCCUGCCCUUUGCUCUCCCCUCGUUACGCUCCCUUCUCCCCAUCCCUGCUGCCCUCUUACCACCAUCAGCCCAUCCCCACGACCAGCCCCCCUCCCACCCUUCAAUCCCCCCCUCCCUCUCUCUCUCUCUCUCUCUCUCUCUCUCUCUCUUUCUCACACACACACACACACACGCACACUCCCCUCCCCCAUCCCCCCCCACCUACAUCCUCCAUUCUGCCCCUCCCUGCCCCUUUCCCACCCCCUCGCACGCCCCUCACCUCCACCUCCGUGCAACUGGUUUCCCCCCUAUGGUGCCACCCUUGCAUCGCUCGCCCCUCUGCUCACCCUCUGCCCGCCCCUUUUCCGUGCCCUCAGUUGGCCCAGCCCCUGCCCGUUGCUGCCCCUCCCCUUGCCCCCUCAACUCCCCUGCCCCCUGUACACCCCAAGUCCCAUCCAACCGCCCCCACCCUCCCCCGGCUGCCCGUUUCCGCUCUCCACCCCCGCGACCGUGUGCGGCUUCCAACCGCCCAACGGUGGUGCGCACGGGGCUCACACCCCCUGCCCCCUCAUGCCAUCCGCUCCCCCCGCCCCUACCCUCCGCGUGCCCGCUCCCUUGCCGCCUCUUUUGACCCUCCCUGCCCCCCCUCGCCGUUUCCCACCGCCCGCCAUUCGCUCCUCCCCGCCCGUGCGCUCCCCUCCUUUACCUUCUCCUCCCCCCUCCCCUCCUCUGCUGCACGCCUCUUCCUUCCCCUCGCCGACCCACUCCACUCCCUGCCCCUCCUCAAUCCGCACCCUGCCCCUCGUAUCUCGCCCCCCUAUGCUUGGUUUUCUCCCCUCCCUGCCCCUCGCCGCCUUUCCCCGCUCCCCACCUCCCCCCUCUCCCUGCCCCCCCCACUCUCCCCCCCCCUUGUCCUUGGCUUCCUACCUCCCUGCCUCACCUUUCCCCCCUCCGUGUGCUCAGCUUCUCCCCUCCCUGCCCCUCCCUCCUCCCCGCCCUGCCCCUCAUUUUCCGCCCCCCCCCCCCCACGCCCGGUUUCUCCCCUCCCCGCGCCUCCCUUUCUUUCUCCGUGCCUCUCCUUUGCUCCCUCCCUGCCCCCGCCUGCCCAUGCCCCUGUCUUUGGCUUCUCCCCUCCCUGCCCCACGUUUCUUCCCUCCCUGCCCCCCGUCUGCCCCUCCCUUGUUUUCCCCUCACCCAUUGCUUCUCUCCUCCCUGCCCUUGAUUUCCCACACCCCUGCCCUCGUUUCCUAUCAUCCAUGCCCCUCCCCCUGCCCGUUGCUGCCCCUCCCCUUGCCCCCUCAACUCCCCUGCCCCCCGUACACCCCAAGUCCCAUCCAACCGCCCCCACCCUCCCCCGGCUGCCCGUUUCCGCUCUCCACCCCCGCGACCGUGUGCGGCUUCCAACCGCCCAACGGUGGUGCGCACGGGGCUCACACCCCUGCCCCCUCAUGCCAUCCGCUCCCCCCGCCCCUACCCUCCGCGUGCCCGCUCCCUUGCCGCCUCUUUUGACCCUCCCUGCCCCCCCUCGCCGUUUCCCACCGCCCGCCAUUUCGCUCCUCCCCGCCCGUGCGCUCCCCUCCUUUACCUUCUCCUCCCCCCUCCCCUCCUCUGCUGCACGCCUCUUCCUUCCCCUCGCCGACCCACUCCACUCCCUGCCCCUCCUCAAUCCGCACCCUGCCCCUCGUAUCUCGCCCCCCUAUGCUUGGUUUCUCCCCUCCCUGCCCCUCGCCGCCUUUCCCCGCUCCCCACCUCCCCCCUCUCCCUGCCCCCCCCCACUCUCCCCCCCCCUUGUCCUUGGCUUCCUACCUCCCUGCCUCACCUUUCCCCCCUCCGUGUGCUCAGCUUCUCCCCUCCCUGCCCCUCCCUCCUCCCCGCCCUGCCCCUCAUUUUCCCGCCCCCCCCCCCCCCACGCCCGGUUUUCUCCCCUCCCCGCGCCUCCCUUUCUUUCUCCGUGCCUCUCCUUUGCUCCCUCCCUGCCCCCGCCUGCCCCAUGCCCCUGUCUUUGGCUUCUCCCCUCCCUGCCCCACGUUUCUUCCCUCCCUGCCCCCCGUCUGCCCCUCCCUUGUUUUCCCCUCACCCAUUGCUUCUCUCCUCCCUGCCCUUGA